Molecule: messenger RNA, 633 nt
Organism: Filobasidium floriforme
Lineage: Eukaryota; Fungi; Basidiomycota; Tremellomycetes; Filobasidiales; Filobasidiaceae
Exons: 4
Coding region: 1-633 (210 amino acids)
Source: RefSeq, a predicted model, not a curated record
AUGGCUAUAACAGGAGGAGUGUCUGAUGGAGACCAAGAAACUUGCAGACAAGAUGACGAGUCGGCCGAGACUGGAUGUGAGACGAUCAAGGAGAGUCGAGCGGAGAUACGGAUGGGGAAACACAGAGAGACAGUCGUCGCCCUGCAUCAAGAAAGAGCAGGAGAGAAUCAUACGGGUACGAGUGACGAAGCUUCGCUCAUGCGUGAGCUUGCCACCAAUGCCAAUGUGGUACGCUUCCUGGCCGAUAUUCGCAAGGCGACUUCUCCCACAGCAUCUGAAAUGGAGAGGACGCAGCUCGUAACGUUGCUGUGCGACUCUGGCCUAGGACAACUAGGAGGUGUUCUGCUGGCGUCGGCAAAGAUAAGCCCGGAGGUAUCGUCUCAAUUGGGAUUGAUAACUGAACGGGAAAAGAUCCAGAUGAGCAGGAUAUCACAGGCGAAACAAGGAUACUCUGCACUCAAGAAGGACAUCAUUUGCCUCCAGCAACAGUGGGAUGACGUGGAAUGCGAAUGCAAUCGAGACAGAGAGACCAAAGCUUUCUUGCUCAAGGCCGCCUCCCGCUUCAAAGGAUUAUUGGAAUUGGUUGCGCCUGGUUUCUCCGCAAAACUCAAGAAAGACGCUGAUAAAAAUUGA